AUGAGCUACACCAUUUUACAAAGCACAAAAGUUUUUCAAUUAGUCGAUCAAGACGGCAAAUCAAUCAUUGCCAGCGGUGCCGUUUCAGAAGACAACAAUGUUUCACCAAAACGCUACGACACUAUCUAUUUCAACGCAGCAGCAAAGACAAAAAGCCAGCUUGGUGUUGAAACAGCUCACUAUGCACACUCAAUCUUAACUGGUUGCCUUCAAUUGAAAAAUGGAAACGGCAUAUCAACAGAAGACGAUGUUAAUACAAUCACCCGCCGUUUCUUAAAUAACCUUCAAAAAGCAAAAGUCGUUAAUGUGGAGAAGAUUAUUUUCUCCGAGAAAAAGGUCAAUGUGAUUUUCGGGGAAGAAGGAAUCGCACAACUUAAAAAGCAUGAGCCAAAAUUCAGAUUCUAUGAUGAUCAGAUGGAUGGCACUUGGGGAAUGAGCUUGAUCCAAGACGACGAGGAUGAAUUCAAAGCAUCCAGUUUCUUAGUGAGUGAUAGAACUAUUGAGCAAUCAAUCGAAUUAUCAAAAACAGACAGCUAUCUUCCAGUUUUAUUCAAAAAAGGCACUAUCACAGAAGACCAGCUUGCAACCCUUAUCAAAAAUCUUGACAACUGGGUUUAUGGCAAGCUUUUACAGAGAACAGACACCCGCUUGAGCCAAGAAAACUAUGACAAGCUUAUGGCUGAAAUGGAAGGAACCGACAACUUUAGAUAUAUCGAUUCCAAGCAAUUCUUAGCCAAGUAA
Molecule: messenger RNA, 741 nt
Organism: Enterobius vermicularis (human pinworm)
Lineage: Eukaryota; Metazoa; Nematoda; Chromadorea; Rhabditida; Oxyuridae
Source: the annotation of a GenBank genome assembly